AUGUCUAUUUCAUAUAAUACUCCUGAUGAUAACGGUUCGUCAAAUGUUGACGCCAUACAAGACACAUCAGCUUUUAAUGAGCGUGCCUUCGUACCUCAUGAAGCUGUAUUCUUUUACAGGCCAAACAACGAUUUUCAAAUUUACCUCGUCUAUUGUAAGGAAAUAACUUUGAAUGAACUUAUAUCUCAACUAUUAAAUAAUUAUCUCUACUUAAACUAUAAUUAUCUUUAUUCGAAUAAUCUUUUCGUAUUUUAUUUUCAACAUCCUAAUGAUCAAAGAAUUUAUCAUGUGGCUUGUGAAAUGAUAUCACAUUCGAAAAUAGUUCAGCAUUUAAACUCACACAUCUUUGGCAUCGAGUUGUUGCAAAAUGAACAACAACCACCUUUGGAAUUUUCUAACAACCAUAAACAAAACCUUGAGUUUCACUUAAGGCAAUUCCUUAUUGAUUAUUUAAUACCCAUGAAAAUUUAA
This is a messenger RNA of Funneliformis mosseae, 471 nucleotides long. The record is from the annotation of a GenBank genome assembly. Lineage: Eukaryota; Fungi; Glomeromycota; Glomeromycetes; Glomerales; Glomeraceae.